AUGCCUGCGUCGCUAGUUGCCUCUCCCCUCAUCCCCGCUCACAUGCCCAGCAGGAAGCCAUGCAAGACUGGCACACGAUUUGGACGACCCGGUCCGAAUGUUCGAGACACGCUCUCAAGGUUCCAAGAUGGGGGCCGUGUACGCCUCAACUUCUUCCUGAGCAUCAUCUUCGUUGGAAUGAUCCUCAACGGAUACGACGGCACCCUUAUCUCGGGUCUCCAGGCCUUCCAGUCGUGGAACGAUGACCUCGGUCUCACCGACAACCCCAACUCGGCGGCACUGCUUGGUCUGCUCAACGCAGCGGGUCCUCUUUCCGGUUUUGUCAUCGGCCCCAUCAUCCAAUGGAUUGACGACACUUUCGGCCGUCGCUGGGGUAUCCGCUUUUACGGCUACACCAUUCUCACCGGUACCGUCAUCUCGGUUGUCGCCGGUGUCAACUCGGCCAAGGGCAACAGUGGCUACACCCUCUUUGUCAUCGGUCGCUUCAUUAUCGGCUUCGGACAGGCGUCGUUCCUCAUGACCUCGCUUGUCGUCGUCCAAGAGAUCACCCACCCGCGCACUCGUGAGACCGUUGCCGGCUCUUGGGACUCGUACUACAUCAUCGGCAUGGUCCUCGCCUCAUGGGUCAACUUUGGUACCUCGUUCAUGUCGGGUUCGUGGGGCUGGCGUCUGCCUUACCUUCUGCAGGUGCCCAUGGCUCUCUACGUCCUCAUCGCCGUCCAGUUCAUGCCCGAGACCCCUCGUUACCUCAUCAGCAAGGGCGAGGACGAAAAGGCCCUCCAGUUUAUGGCCACCUACCACGGAAACGGCGAUGCCAGCGACCCCCUUGUCGUGUUCGAGUUCCAGGAGAUGAAGGAUGCCAUCGAGGCUGAGCGUAUCGCCAAGGCUGAGAAGUGGUCCACCAUUCUGCGCUCGCCUUCCAACCGCCACCGUCUCGGUCUCGCGGCGCUCAUGUCGUUCCUCACCAACCUCUCGGGUUCGUCCAUCAUCUUCUACUACUACUCUGUUGUGUUCGACCUCGUCGGCAUCACCGACACCACCACCCAGACUGGUAUCGCUGCUGGCAUGAACGUCUUCCAGUGGAUCGCUCAGAUUGCCGCCAUCUGGACCGGCAAGUACGUCGGUCGCAAAAAGAUUAUCCUGGCCAACUGGCCCAUGCUCUUGCUCGUCCUCGUCGGUCUCACCGUCUCGGGCGCUACGUUUGCCCACUCUGGCGAAACCGACCACAAGUCUGCCGUGGCCACCGUCGCACUUGUCUGGAUCUACAUGGGCUUUUACAACUUCUGCAACCCCAUCCUGUACUCGUACCCGGCCGAGGUGCAGACCUUUUCCAUGCGCUCCAAGGGUCUCCUGAUCUGGAACUCGGUCACCCAGAUCCAGGCCAUCUACGUCACCUUUGUCGACUCAAUCGCCCUCGACGCCAUCGGAUACAAGUACUACAUCGUCUACAUGCCCCUGGUCAUCCUCCAGAUCUUCCUCGUCAAGUACUUCAUGGUCGAGACCAAGGGCUUUACGCUCGAGGAGGUCGCCUUGGCCUUUGAGAACGCUAGCUCGACCAACCUGCCCAUGAUCCGCGACGCCGAGGCUGCUGGCACCGUCGACACUGCCUCGGUUGGCGGUGACUCGAAGGAGUAA
Messenger RNA from Apiotrichum porosum, 1635 nucleotides. RefSeq lists its product as uncharacterized. The record is from RefSeq and is a predicted model, not a curated record. Lineage: Eukaryota; Fungi; Basidiomycota; Tremellomycetes; Trichosporonales; Trichosporonaceae. Gene Ontology annotation, cellular component: membrane. The transcript has 5 exons. Bases 1 to 1635 code for a protein of 544 amino acids. Gene Ontology annotation, molecular function: carbohydrate:proton symporter activity. Gene Ontology annotation, biological process: transmembrane transport; carbohydrate transport.